AGAUCCUCAGCAGGGUCUCGAAAGCCAGCGGCGGCGGCCCCCCCCCGCGCUGUGCGCCGCCGAGGGCGUUUGGUUUGCCGGGGGGGGGGCGUGGGGGCGCGGCGAGGCGUGCCUCUUGAGUCCCACCUGUCGCCCGCUCGUCGGCGGCGGGCCAGAUGGGGCACGACUGCUCGCCCCUGCUGGGGCCGCGCGGGGACCCCCCCGAGCCGCCCGCGGUCGCGGCGGACGAGCUCUUCGCCCGGCAGGAUGGCUUCCGCAGGCGCCUUCCGCUGCGAUUCCUCCGCGGAUCAGCUCAGCAACCCCAUGCUGACGAUGGACCCCAUGGAGCCCCGGCAGGCGCAGAAGCGGCCCAGCUUCGUCGGCCCGCCGGGGGGCGGCGGGCCCGCCGGCGCAGGCGGGCCCCUGUGCGCGGCCCUGGCCUCCUCCGGCGUGCACGCAUGGCUCAUGUGCCUCCCAGCGGCGCUGCCCCUGCUGCUGCUCAGCUACUCCAGCUGCGUCUCGUACGCCCAGCUGAUCACCACCGACUCGCCGCUGAGCUCGCAGACUGUCGCCGGGAUGCACCUGCUGAGCUGCGGGCUGACAGGA
Messenger RNA from Prorocentrum cordatum, 585 nucleotides. The record is from the annotation of a GenBank genome assembly. Lineage: Eukaryota; Dinophyceae; Prorocentrales; Prorocentraceae.